This is a messenger RNA of Linum trigynum, 663 nucleotides long. The record is from the annotation of a GenBank genome assembly. NCBI's taxonomy places the organism in Eukaryota, Viridiplantae, Streptophyta, Magnoliopsida, Malpighiales, Linaceae.
AUGGCCCGAUGCCUGGGUUCCACCAUGGGUGAGCUGAAAGAAGCGGCUGUUCACGUCGGCCGCAGGACUAGUGGAGUGUAUCUCCGGGCAAAAGUAGCGCUUGAUAUCACCAGGCCUCUGCCUGUUUCCGUUACAGCCUCGCAUGAAGACAACAGUAAAGGAUUCUUCAAAGCCUCUGUCUUUUAUGAGAAAUUACCUUUGUUUUGUUUUUGCUGUGGUGUCAUAGGCCAUACCAGUUCUCGCUGCGAGUUCAUCUCUGAGUUUGCUGGGAAGGAUCUGCCUUAUGGGAAGCAUAUCCUAGCUUAUGACAAGGGCUCCCGAGUGGAUGAGCACACUCUGCGGAGGAAGGUUGCGCGUUUUUCUUGGAAUCGCCCUGGCUUUGAGAGGCCUCACGGCCAUUCUUCCAAAUCUGCCGACCGCCCAUCCACCCAUGACCGGAAUACUUCUGGACUGCAGCGCCUAUCCUUAGAACCUGCUGCUGCUGGCACUCUAUCCUUGCAUAUUGACUCUCCCUCUCGCAAACGUGCCACUCUCGAAGAUGGCGAAAUCCCCCCGGCAUCCAAAGCUUUGUGCGUGGAGGGUCCAGUCAGGCUCCAUUCCAAUGUUGUUCCGUCUGUUCAGGUGGUGGAAACCGACCUUGAUCGGUCCCAAUCCAAGAUAUGA